Molecule: messenger RNA, 1448 nt
Organism: Zingiber officinale
Lineage: Eukaryota; Viridiplantae; Streptophyta; Magnoliopsida; Zingiberales; Zingiberaceae
Product: RHOMBOID-like protein 3
Exons: 5
Coding region: 315-1280 (321 amino acids)
Biological process (GO): proteolysis
Cellular component (GO): membrane
Molecular function (GO): serine-type endopeptidase activity
Source: RefSeq, a predicted model, not a curated record
UGGAGACUUGCAGUUGUUGCAGGAGAGUGACGACGGCGAGGAGCAGUUAACCAUUUUCUAAUCCGUUUUCCUUCUCCCCCAAUCCUCACCAUCUCCUCCACCGCCUCGCGGCACGCCCUAACCGCCGCCAUCAUCAUCCUCGCUUGUCCCACUCCCACUCCGUUAUCACCUCCACCUAACCAAAUCGUUCUUCCAUCUACACAUCCAUCAUUCGAUCGAUCCCCUUUUCGACUCGCCAUCUCUUCCAAGCCAAGCAAACGCCCCGCUCCUCAAUAAAGGUCGCACCUUGAGGGGACGCAGCAUAAGCGAUCGAGAUGGCGGACGUCGAGCCGGGCACCACCGCGAAGAGGCAGGCUUCCGGCGGCGGAGCGUAUUACUACGAGACGGCGGAGGAGGAGGAGCGGGCGUGGGUGCCGUGGCUGGUCCCGGGAUUCGUGCUAGCUUGCGUGGGCGUGUUUGUGGCGGAGAUGUACGUCAACAACUGCCCCGCGCAUCCCCAUCCCCUCGGCUCCUGCGUCGCCGGCUUCCUCCAUCGCUUCUCCUUCCAGCCCACCCGACAGAAUCCCCUCCUUGGGCCCUCCUCCUCCACCUUGGAGAAAAUGGGGGCUCUCGAAUGGAACAGAGUAGUCCACCAGAAUCAAGGUUGGAGGUUGCUCUCUUGUGUCUGGCUCCACGCAGGGCUCGUCCAUUUGAUCGUGAACAUGCUGAGUUUGAUAUUUGUUGGGAUUCGUCUCGAACAGCAAUUUGGAUUCGUUCGCAUUGGAACAGUCUACAUUCUGUCAGGCUUUGGUGGUGCUGUUCUCUCAGCUCUUCUCCUAAGGAAUAACAUUUCUGUUGGUGCUUCUGGAGCUCUAUUUGGCCUUCUUGGAUCAAUGCUUUCAGAACUUGUCAUAAAUUGGGCUAUCUACUCUAAUCGGAUUGCAGCUCUAUUAACUCUCAUUGUGAUCAUCAUAAUCAACUUGGUCAUUGGCUUAUUUCCUAGUGUGGAUAACUUUGCCCAUAUCGGCGGGUUCUUAUCCGGCUUCCUCCUGGGUUUUGUUUUGCUAAUCCGGCCUCAGUUUGGAUGGAUGGAGCGCCAUGAUCUUCCCCCUUCAGCUCAGGUUACAUCCAAGUACAAAGCAUACCAAUGUGUCUUAUGGUUGUUGGGACUCAUUUUACUGAUAGCUGGAUUUGCAGUUGGCUUGAUCAUGCUCUUCAGGGGAGUGAACGGGAACGACCACUGCCACUGGUGCCACUACCUGAAUUGUGUGCCAACGUCCAGUUGGAGCUGUGAGAACUGAAGAACAAUGGCAUAGGAAAGAACAGAAAAACAAGUUGCAGUAUGAGUCGUAUGACAUCCAAAUCAUUUUUCUUCUUUCUUUCUUGCUUUUAUUAUGUCUCAGAUUCAGCUUGUACAGAAUGAACUCGGUUGCUAUUGCAAUUAUUUGAGCUUGAUCGCUUUGUGAAUU